ACGAGUCCAACCGCUCCUACAGUAAAUAUUUGUGUUUGCUCGAGCGGCUGUAAUGGUGGACGACUGAGGCGGAGAGACGGAACACGACCAGAGUGAAGGAAGACGAGAGGAACGAGGUCGGAAAGUCUGUUUCGUAAAAGCCGGACGCCGCGAAGUAGGACACGGGCUUCGUCGUUAAAAAAAAUAAAAAUGGAUGAACUCAAACAUCAAGUCAUGAUUAACCAGUUCGUCCUGACGGCCGGUUGCGCGGCGGACCAAGCGAAGCAGCUCCUGCAAGCGGCGCAUUGGCAGUUCGAGACUGCCCUCAGUGCCUUUUUCCAAGAAACAAAUAUUCCAUAUGGCCAUCAUCAUCAAAUGAUGUGCACCCCAGCCAACACACCAGCGACGCCCCCCAACUUCCCCGACGCGUUGACCAUGUUCUCCAGGCUGAGGGCGUCCGAGAGCUUCAACGGCGGCGGCGGAAGUCCCAUGGCCGCCUCCAUGGCCACCUCCCCCCCGCCCCCCCAGGUCUGCGGCUGGGGGGUCUCACCGAACCUACCUAACGUGCCGCAACCUCCACAGGGACUCUGGACUCACGGGCAGCCCCCCACGCAGCCCUGCCCCGUGUGGCCGAUGGGCGUGAACCCCCACGCAGGCGCCGAGCAAAAGGCUAGCGUAGCGAUGGAGGCCGAGAGAUGAAGGGGCAGCACGGGACUAGACGGCCCCUCCAACCCCCCCGAGGGAGGGGCGGGGGCUUAGGGUGGGAGAUGAUGAUGAUGAUGAUGGGUUAGAAGGGGUUUUGGUCUUUUUUUCCCCCAAAAGAAGGAUGGAUUUCUAAAAGAUGGAAACUACGUAAACCAAGAAAACUCAAUGAGGACGGAUUAAGAAGAGGAGAAAACCAAUGCAAAUGUUGAUACAAAUAUAUAUUAAAGAAAAGAUACGCACACACAUAGUAAUAAGAGAGCAACUGAAAUAUUUGUUAGCUUUUCCUAAGUCAAUGCAUAGAUAAGAACAUAUUAUUGAAAAAUAACAGGAACAAAAAUGAAAAAAAAUCAUUUGUCACGCCCAAGGAUUCUAUGUGAUGUUCAAGGACAUUCAAGGCAGCAAACUUAAUUUUAUUUUUCUGUUUAGUUACGCCCCCCCUCCCCACCCCCCCCAGUGUUUUUUGCCACUGGUGUUCUGUGUUUCUGCAACUGUCUGUUCUGCAUGAGGAGAAAGGAACCUGCAACGUGUUUGAGACUCGACUCCGAAAUCAACACGCACUUCAGUGAGUGCGCGCGCAUGUGAGCGGGUGAUUAGUUUGUAAUAAAACAUGCAUACAUUUUAUAUAUAUAUAUGUGCGUUAGUAUGCAUAUAUAUACAUACAUAUGCAUAUAUAUACAUACAUAUGCAUGUAUGUGUGUGUAUAUAUAUACACAUACACACACACAUGCAGACCCAAACACCCACACAUUCGUGUUUAGAGGAAACGCCUCUAUACCGUCAUUCCCAUCGUCACGGUUGGGACUUUUCUUACCUCACCUGGUGGUCACCUGACUUCUUUCAGCCUAUCAGGGAUUCUUCUAAAACCAACUGUUGCUGCCACAGGACAUGUUUUUAAAAGUUCUUUUUGUUUUUCUUAAAGGCAGCAGCCACUCUGGUUUACGCUCACUGGUCUUAGCAGCAACGGCUUCCUGAUACAGUUUUAAACCUGGACUCAGACAACAAAUCCACUGUACACUUUUUUUAUAUUCGGGUUAUCACAAGAAAAAAAGAGCAAUCAUGGUUUGUAUGAUAUUGUUUGUAAUGCUAAUUGUUCUGUUUUUGUUGAAAGGUUAUGGGCGGGGCUUUGAAAAUGGGCGGGACUUCAGGUUGACCUUUUGCUUUUUUUGACAAGUGAAUCAAAAGCAUCUAAAAUGCUGUAGGUUUAAAAGAAAAAAAACAUGACUACUCCAUCUUUGUCACUCCGCAUGAUGUGUUCAUAGCUUCUUUUGUAGAAAACAUACAUGAGGCCGAGACAUGUUUAUUGGGGGUGGGUGGGAGGUCUCAUUCUCGAUGCUAAUAUAGACGCAAACAAGUCAAAUCAGCAGUUUCUCGAUGGAUGAAAAUGGACAGAAAAUGAAAAGUGAAAAUAAGUGUCUUGUUGGGAGAAACAAAUGUGUGAGGGGAAGCCCCAGGUGGGCUAUUUGGUGACACUUUUAGAUACUUUACUGCAGAGGGUCUUUUUCAACAAUUAGGAAUGAACCUGAUGUAUGGCAAUAUUUUUAAUACUAGGUCGGCCCCUCUAUUAGUUGGUCCUGUUUGGGUUCUUUUUUCCUUGGAUACAACAGAGUGUAAGAAGAGAUAUUUUGAAUAGCCAAGGGGCCCUUUCUUCAAUUGAAACUACCAAGUUGGUAAUUAACAAUGAACAAGCAACUUCCUUUUUUUAUUUAGACUAAACUGAUGUUCGAGUUUUCAUGCUUCAUACUUUAUUUGGUUAAAUCACGCGUUUCUGGGUGGGCCUGUUCCUAAAUGGAUUCUCAUGUAUGUUUCCCCACUUGUAUGACUGUAUGAGACCAUUCCCACAAUAUUUGUGGACUACCUGAUAAUUAACUUAUCAUUUUUGUGAACCUUAAUAAAUAUUGUAUGUCAACCUAAA
Messenger RNA from Gasterosteus aculeatus aculeatus (three-spined stickleback), 2596 nucleotides. RefSeq names its product UBA-like domain containing 1a (gene ubald1a). Gene Ontology annotation, molecular function: protein binding. Lineage: Eukaryota; Metazoa; Chordata; Actinopteri; Perciformes; Gasterosteidae. The record is from RefSeq and is a predicted model, not a curated record.